This is a messenger RNA of Nicrophorus vespilloides, 2707 nucleotides long. RefSeq names its product translocation protein SEC63 homolog (gene Sec63). NCBI's taxonomy places the organism in Eukaryota, Metazoa, Arthropoda, Insecta, Coleoptera, Silphidae. Gene Ontology annotation, biological process: post-translational protein targeting to endoplasmic reticulum membrane; SRP-dependent cotranslational protein targeting to membrane. The record is from RefSeq and is a predicted model, not a curated record. The transcript is spliced from 6 exons. Gene Ontology annotation, cellular component: Sec62/Sec63 complex. Gene Ontology annotation, molecular function: RNA binding; transmembrane protein transporter activity. The coding region runs from base 313 to 2550 and encodes 745 amino acids.
GUAAUAUGGGUCUUAGACCUACUUAAGUCAAUUAAGGAAGCAGUACGGCUUUAACAAAACAAACGGUAAAUGAAACGGUUUAUUUUAGCCAACAACAUACCAAAGCCAACUUUACCGAAAUUCGACUGAAUAUCAUCAACGUGUAAAAAGUGCCGUCAAGUCCCAUUCCAUUCAUCAUUGACAGUUUUGAAGUGUCUGUUUGUAGGUUAUGUGCAUUUAGUUGGUCCUUUGAAUGACACGUUUAUAUCGGCUGUACACGUCCUGUCCGCGUUUUUAAUUGAUCUUACAUAUGUGAAAAGGGAUCCGUGAAAAAUGGGAGGACAAAAAUUCCAAUACGACGAAAGCGGCGGGACAUUUUUUUAUUUCCUACUCUCUUUCCUAGCGCUAACCUUAAUACCAGCCACUCUCUAUUAUUGGCCAAGAAAACAAAAGGAGGAUCCCGAAAAAGUGAAGAGGCAGUGCAAAUGUGAACAAUGCAGUCUGAAGAGAGAACAUAUGAAAACAGCUGCUCCAUGGAAGGGCCCCAAAAAUUUAUUCAUCAAAUUUGUAAUCAUCCUUGGAUGGAUCAUAUUAAUUCUCAUUGCCUAUAAGGUAUCACAGUUUGAUUAUGAGAUGUCCAACUUUGAUCCCUAUGAGAUCUUGAAAGUCCCAGUUGGAGCAUCACAAGCUGAAAUCAAGAAGGCUUACAGAAAGCAGUCAGUAAUAUUGCAUCCUGAUAAAGAAACUGGUAACGAGAAAGAGUUCAUGAGACUUUCCAAAGCGUAUCAGGCUUUGACUGAUGACGAGGCACGUAAAAAUUGGGAAAAAUAUGGUAAUCCAGAUGGUCCAGGAGCAAUGAGUUUUGGUAUAGCUUUACCAUCAUGGAUUGUUGAAAAAAAGAACAGCAUCUGGGUUCUUGGUUUAUAUGGCUUAGUGUUUAUGGUAGCCUUACCAAUUGUCGUAGGCACCUGGUGGUAUAGGAGCAUCAGGUUUUCAGGGGAUAAAGUUUUAUUGGACACAACACAAAUGUAUUAUUUCUUCUUCCAUAAAACACCACAUAUGAUGUGGAAACGUGUGAUAAUGAUCUUAGCUGCUAGUUUUGAAUUUGAUAAAAAAUAUAAUUCAGAAAUCGUAACUCGUCCAUCUGACGAUGAGGAGGUACCACAGCUGACGAAAUCAUUACCAAAUUUGGGCGAGAAGAAUAAAGAAAGGCCUCUGUGCUUUCCUUACAGUAUUAAAGCCAGGGCGCUCAUUCACGCUCACUUGAUGCGGGUACCGCUAAAUCCAAGCACAUUGGAAAUAGAUCGUAGAUACAUCAUCAAUAAAUGCCCAUAUUUAAUUCAGGAGCAAGUCAAUUCUGUUAACCAAUUGAUAUUGCUUGCAUACGCGAGAAGAAUACCAAAGUUGCCGAGUAUUGAGACAAUUGAAAAUUGCAUGCGGAUAUGCCCCAUGGUAGUUCAAGGUAUUUGGGAGGUCAGGAAUAUAUUCUUGCAAUUGCCGCACAUCACGAUGGACAAUUUGAGAUAUUUUCAAAACAAAAAGCGGCCGAUAAAAACCCUGCAACAAUUUGCCCAAUUGAAACCAACAGAUCGCAGAAAUAUCUUGAAGAGUUUGUCCGACGAAGAAUACGAGGACGUGAUGAAAGUAUUGGGUAGUAUGCCUUGCGUGGAUUUCCAAGUGAAAUGCGAAGUUGUGGACGAUGAGAAUUCAACAGAAGUCACUGCCGGUGCUAUUGUAACAGUAACAGUAACUUUAGUUAGGAAAGAUCUUAAAACGCUAUUCAAAACUGAACCUGUCGUUGGAGAGAAAGGCGUGGAGAACGGAAUCGAAGAAGAUAACGCGGACGAAGAAUCUAAGGUUGAUCCUAAGAAACCCGCCUGGCAGAAGAAUAGAAAAAAAUAUAAUAAGAAAGCUCCAAAAACGAAAAGCAAAGUAGCUCCAGCUGCAACUUCCUCUGUUAAAGUGAAGCCAGAUGAGUCGCCUGCGCCAACCGUAACUAAAGUGGAGAAAGCAAAUGAAAACGUUGAAAAUAGCGAUGAUUCUGACAGCGAAGUGGAUACUAAUGAUAGGUCCUCCGAUGAUGAAGUCAAGAAUUCCAAUGUCGAAGACGAUGAUCAAGAGUGGGAGAAGUUCCAACAGAAAGUACACAAAAGAGAUGGAGUUUUAGAAGGGAAAUCAAAGAUGUCUCAUUCCGUUGUGCAUUGUCCCUAUUUCCCCAGUGAUAAACAAGAAUAUUGGUGGACUUACAUUUGUGAUAGAAAGUCUAGGACACUUCUAACACAACCUUAUCAUAUUACAAGUUUAGUGGAUAAGGAGGAGUAUCACCUGAGGUUCACUGCUCCGAAUUGGAAGGGCGUUUAUUAUUUCACCGUGUGUCUUAGGUCUGAUUCUUAUUUGGGAUUCGAUCAACAGAAAGACAUAAAACUGGACGUUAAAGAAGCUCCAACUGAAAUCACCGAUCAUCCGCAAUGGGAGUUCGAGAAUUCCGAAGAAGAAGAUCAGGUCGCCGACGAUGGUCACGAAUCCGAAUUCACGACUGACGAUGAUCUGCCGGACGAUGACGACCAUUAGGUUAAUUUAUCAUUUUUUUUAAGAUUCUUAUUCAGUGCAUCAAAGAUUCAAACAGAACUGUUGACAUUCCAUGCUGUAUGUGUUAAAUGAGUGGGGAACAAAAACCAAAGAUUAACCCAUCAUUAACUACGAGAAACGUAAAGAACUGUUGUACUGA